Trichomycterus rosablanca is the source of this 821-nucleotide messenger RNA. Its product is annotated as putative transmembrane protein INAFM2. NCBI's taxonomy places the organism in Eukaryota, Metazoa, Chordata, Actinopteri, Siluriformes, Trichomycteridae. The transcript has a single exon. Bases 222 to 767 code for a protein of 181 amino acids. The record is from RefSeq and is a predicted model, not a curated record.
UGAGGAGGACAUGAUGUGAUCCGAUUCCUGAUUCAUUUCAGACCUCCAGGAGCGAAGAUGGACGAAAUGAAAUUGAUGUAAAGCUCAGCAGCAGCAGCAGCAUUGAGGCCUGCGCAUUCUGUGCGUAUUUACAGUGCGGCACUUUCUUCAGAUCAGAGCUCCUACAAAAAGGGUUCAAGACGGACGGCGUGGUGGAACACCGAGCCAAAAACCGGGCCAACAUGCGGGAGAGGGACUUCAUGCCCAACAUGGAGCGAGGGAAGCCGGCCACCUAUACGGGAGACAAGAAGGCAAAGAUGGCUGCGAAGACCAACAAGAAGUGGGUUCGACUGGCAACCGUGUUCGCCUACGUGCUGUCGGUGUCGCUGGCUGCCAUCAUCCUGGCUAUUUAUUACAGCCUUAUAUGGAAACCGACUCUGGCAUCUGGUGGGAGACCAGAAGCUACAAAUGCGCCUAUAACCAGCAACAACGUUUCAACCGGCGUUAAUGGCAGCAGCGCUAAUAUCACACAAGCUGGUAACGGUACAGGCGCAAAUCUUACGCAAAUGGACUUUCCAUUCAAUGCGACCGGAGCUGGAAAUAACAGCGCAGUGGAGCAGUCACUGGACCGCAUCAUGUCUUAUGGAUUCACCCCUGCCAGGGACAACAUGGAUCAGGACAAGUAUGAACAUUAUGGAUAUGAUCAAAAUACACAAAACCCAAAGAGAAGAAACAGUAAGUCUGUACAAGAGGAGCAAACAGGACAAGAAGAACCUACAAGAGCUUAAAGCAUCACAUACUAGCUUACAGCACUAAAAAGUAUGGUAAACAAUAGGGUGAUA